This is a messenger RNA of Suillus clintonianus, 1044 nucleotides long. RefSeq lists its product as uncharacterized. The transcript has a single exon. The record is from RefSeq and is a predicted model, not a curated record. NCBI's taxonomy places the organism in Eukaryota, Fungi, Basidiomycota, Agaricomycetes, Boletales, Suillaceae. Bases 435 to 722 code for a protein of 95 amino acids.
GCAACCGUGGGAACGUAGACUAAUUGACAAACGCCACCAAGCAAACUUCUCACUUCGAUCUAACCCAUGGCCUCGACCUUGUUUGUCUCCCAGUCGAUCCCCGCUUGCUUCCAAAACUACGUCUCACAUUCCGCUUGACCUCUCGAUAUUUGCACUUGGUGUUGAGGACGACAACUCGAUCAUAGCUGGCCCAAGGGGUGACCUUGUACCUCAUGCAUUUGUCUUGGUUUGCAUGAGACGACUCAUUACGAUCUCGUUUACUGGCAUUUCUUUUGGGAAUAAAACCAUCCUCAAGUAGGCUCUUGCGAUCCCUUCCAGCUCCGAAAGGCUCCGAUUGACAUCAAAUUUCGCUUUGGUCAUUGACUUGGUUGACGGAAUUGCAUUCGAACGAACUUUCGCUCAUCCCUUCUAUCGAUGAAUCUUGCUCUUUGGAUAUGACGGCUUUGGCCCUCCCCAAAAUUUCCCAAUUAUUAUUCUUGGUCUAUUGGAUCAAACGCCUCUUGUCUUUUUCACAUUUGCAGUUUGUGAUAAGUUGGUCUUGGGCAUCCGCCUGGUUUUAUGGAUGUUACGCCGUGCCUUAUCGAGAACGAUUGUACGUUUAUGCUGCUAAACGCAAACAGCGAGGAAUCGCAAUGGGCAUUAACCCGUCUUUCGUGAUGCUUAAUCAACUCUUUAAACUUCCGAGCCCUAGGAUCCUUGCUAUUGGGACUCUUAUCCAUUGACUUGGACAAUUCACCUCUCCACGCACAGCCUGAUCUGCACUCUUGUCAAUGCACCUCGAGAACGCAGAUUAUGAAUGUAGUUCUGGGUGCCGGUGUAGCUUGCUAUCGACGCUGCUGUUGCAUGCAUUGCCUUCCUAUCCACAUCCCGAUAGUACACGACGAGAAGAGCAAGUCGACGACACUUCAAAUGAACAGGUAGUGUAAACUGCAAACGGGAUGCCGCGAUUUGAUUAUAUCGCUUAUCGCCUUGUUACUGAGAAACCUUGAAUGAGACACUGCUGAUGUUCGAGGAUAUGGCCACCGAUGUUUUAUGGAACGAGCU